Archocentrus centrarchus (flier cichlid) is the source of this 1477-nucleotide messenger RNA. RefSeq lists its product as uncharacterized. NCBI's taxonomy places the organism in Eukaryota, Metazoa, Chordata, Actinopteri, Cichliformes, Cichlidae. The transcript has 5 exons. The coding region runs from base 240 to 965 and encodes 241 amino acids. The record is from RefSeq and is a predicted model, not a curated record.
UGCGUCCUCUCCAGGCUUGAUAAUACCGACGCAGAAGAAGAGGAGGGUGAGGUUCAGGGUGGGGUGGUUACUGGGGGUGAAGUUUGCCGUCCUCCUGUCACCCUGUGAGGGAGCCCCUCCCUGUGUUCCUGCCCAGCCUGAAGGGAAACUUCAGCUCACUCCAACCUGAGAGACUCCCUGAGAGCAGCUGCUCACUCCACAGUUCCUCAUCUUCCUCAUUUUCAUCACCUCCAUCCUCCAUGGCGGCCACCUCCAAGUCCUCCCAGAAGGUAAAGAAUAUGGUGAUCGCCCUGCUGGCGCUCUGGUCCAUCAUCUCUCUUAUCGUGAUCGUGGUGUGGGCGACAUCUCCGGACCUGAAGGGUGCAGCCCAGUGCCGCACCGAGCUGCAGGAGGCCACAGAGAAGCUGAAGGCGGAAAAGGUGGCCUCUGACAAGAACAAGACAGCUCUGGAGAGGAUGGUAGAGGAGGAGAGGAAGAAGCUGGCUCAACAGACAGCUGAGUACGGGCUGCUGCUGCAACAGCUCAAUACCACCAACGCUACACUGGAGGAAUGCCGGCAGGAAAACGUCGUCCUGAACAGGAACAUCAGUAUCCUGCAGGAGACCAUUGAUGAGCUGCACCAGGAAAAAUCAAAUCUCACUGUUCAGCUUGGCCUGAGGGAAGACAAAAUUGACGCCCUGAACAAUAACCUGACCCAGGCCAUUCAUCAGACCGAGGUCUGCAAAAAUCUGAGGGUGGCUGCUGAGAGCUACGCGGCGGCAGCUCAGGCUCAGACCAAAGCCUGCGAGUCCAGCAAGCAGCACGUGCAGAAGCAGCUUCAGAAGUGUAAAGAAACAAAAUCUGAAGCUUCUCAGGUGACACAGCAGGGGGCCCCCACCCAAGCCCCUGGCUCCACCGCUGCUCCCCUCACUGGUAUUCCCACACUGGCGCUGCUCAUCUGCAGCGCUCUGCAUCUGAUAACCUGAGUUGAGGACGAUAAAUGGUCGAACCGACAGUGAGCACUGCGGUCCAGAGGGAAGAGCGGAGCCUGGACUAACACACUGACUGCUGUACAAACUUCCUCUCUGCAAAACAAACUGGUUGCCGUGGGGAUGCAUCACGCUGUCUUAAGAUGAAUGACUGGACACAAACUUUGCUUUUUUUCACCCCACAGCUGAGACGUCUGCUGCCCAUUGGACUCUGCUGGCUUUAGUUUUUGUCUUUUAAAUGAGCAUUUUUAGAAAAAAACUUCCUGCAAUCAUUUUCCACAAACAUUCCCAUGAAAUAAAAUUAAAUAAAAUCCUGAAGUGAUAUUGGUCAGGUUUUUACUGUUAGCUGUGAUCAGGUUCAAAGUGUGGAUGAUCUAUUUUUUAAAUAUGCUUGAAGCUUUGUGCAUCCAAGAGGACUUUUAGAGGCUUUUCUCAAGUUUCAUUAGAUGCUGUUUUUUUUUUUGAAUGAAUGAAUGUUUCCAUUUGAAUAAACCUGAGGAUUGUUUUAA